Cinara cedri is the source of this 6357-nucleotide messenger RNA. NCBI's taxonomy places the organism in Eukaryota, Metazoa, Arthropoda, Insecta, Hemiptera, Aphididae. The record is from the annotation of a GenBank genome assembly.
AUGAAUCGCGUGAUUUUGGAUAGAUAUGCACAUUUGACGACAAACCAAACAGUAAACACAGUACCGGUAUCAGACUUUAAGCCUCUAGAAACCCUGUGGACGGGUAGUUUUGGAAAAAUGAUCCUAGCCCAUCAUAAUCCGUCCGGUCAGACGAAAACCGUCAAAAUGGUCAACCUUGUGUCAACGACCGGGAAGACGAAACAACUUGAAAAACAGAGAAACACAGAAAAAAACGUAAUGUCGUCGAUUGCCAGGUUUCCGUUCAUUGUGAAAUUAGAAUAUCUGGCCAUAGACGCGCAAUGGAUGUACCUGGUGAUGCCUAUUGUGACGGUCGGCAACCUUUUUGACCUUAUAGCCCAACGAGGACCGCUGGACGAAACUGCAGCUCGAUUUUUUUCAGCUCAAGUACCUAUAUGAUUUUUGCUACAAACCGUUCAUUUUUUUAAUAAAAAUUAUACGAUAUAUAUAUAAAGCAGUGGUCCCCAACCAUUUUAUUAUACGCUUUCUCUGUAGAUUUACAAAAAUCUAUUGCCCCCCGCCCCUCUUAACAAUGCGCUAAGCAAAAAACCAGUCAUCAACAAAUAUACAAUAUAAUAUUAGUAUAAAGACCGAUAAGCAAACAAUCUUUAUAAAAAUUAAAGCCCUCCCUAACACUAUCACUACAUUGUAAAAUAAUAAUAAUAAAAUGUAGUGAUACCUUAAUGUGAAAAAUACCUUUCUAAUUUUACUUUUUGAUAACUGCUUGCGUGUCCCCAGCAAUGUAUUCACGCCCCCCCAGUUUGGGAAACACUGAAAUAGAGUAUUCACACAGUAUAAUUAAUUUAUUGUCGUUGCACCGUACCGCAGAUAAAAUCAAAUUUAUUUCAUCAUCAAGUUUUGCGUGCGGCGUGGCGCGGGUAUUUUUAUUACCCCGCAUUUUUUUGUUGUCGUAUUAGGAAAUCUGUACUUAUUUUACCAGGUUUGUUUUUUUUCCACACCGCAGUAUUGCCCAGAUUCAAUUGGGACCUAGCGUUAAUCGGCAAAUUCGACUGUCAGUCGGUAUUACACUAUAUUGUAUACUUAUGUAGUAAAAUCAAAUCGAAUGAAAAAAAUUUCUGGUGUAAAAACCAGUCUUUUUAUGUUAAUAAUCACAAUUGUGAAUAAUUAAUGUUUAAAAGUGAGCACUAUUAAUAAUUUACCGGUACGCAAAAUAUACCCAGUACCUACGUACCUGCGUCCAGAUAAAAGAUCCUGGUGCCACCACUGUGUUCCUGUAUGGAUUGUCCGUAUACAUUAUAUCUCUCAUACAAUUGUGAAUUUCGGAACGAGGUGUUCGUAAACGAUUAGUUAGGAUCUAAAGAAGGAUUCCUUACCAAUUGAUUUUUAGUCCAAUUGGUUAAAAAAACUAAACGGGUUUUUGUACUCAUUGAGAGCUUAUGCUACUUUGAUACUCCGGUUUUGAAUCAGUUUAUUUUUCUUAAGAUAAUACUCGGCAUCGAGUUCCUUCACGCAGUGGGACUGGUGCACAGAAACCUCAAACCAGAAAAUGUUCUCGUAAACAUCAACGGUUACGUGCGGCUGGCCGAUUUCACGAUGAUGAAGCUGAUCGGCCGGGGAAGGACAUACACGCUGUGCGGAACCCCGGAUUAUAUGGCGCCCGAAUUAAUCAAGUUCAAAGCGUAUGGUCUGGCGGUGGACUACUGGAGCCUGGGCAUCAUGAUUUACGAAAUGAUAGCUGGACGUCCGCUGUUUUUCGGGUCCGACGUCAGUAUUUUGUUCAAAAACAUUUUGUUUGGCGUGUACAAAAUUAACUACGAGUUCAGCCCACCACUCCAAAGCUUGAUCAGAGGCCUAAUCCAGGCAAGUAACACCGGUAUUUAUACCUUCAAUAUUAUAUCGGACGAUAGAUUCCCGUGAGGUGCUGCAAUAGUGUACGAUACGUCGUGAUGUGUUUAGCAACGUGCAAAAUUAAAUGAGUUUUUUUUUUUGAAAUUUACCGAUCUAUUGGUUUUUUUUUGUUGCAAAAUAUACAAAAGUCAAUAUAUUGCAUUAAAAUAUUGGGCAAGAAUAUAAAUUGAAAUUUCGGGAGAGGUCGAAUACUUCCAGUACGCGUUUCCCUACUCAUCGUCAACUUAAUUAACUCACAUGUUUUUAAUAAAAUGUUCUAUUAUCCUGUAGAUAAUAACGCCAAUAAGAAAUUUUAAUAAAAAAGCAGAUAUGUAUGUUAUUUAUAAAAAAUAUAUUAUUUUUGUGAAUAUAUACGUAAUGGGCAGUGAUAGUCCCACGAGGAUUAAUAUUAUACUAAACAAAUUUACUGCAGGAUACUGCAUAAUAAUUUCUCUCCCGUGCAGUAUACAUUUUUUCUGCUUAUUGAAAUCGCUAUAACUAAUAAAUUAUAUGUUAAAUAUUGGAUAUUAAAAAGCACAAGAGAAAAAAAAUCUGUUUUAGGAUAAUGGGGAUAAGUGUAGCCACUGUUGUAGGUGAGAAGUUGAGAAGAUAGAAGUAGAAGAAGAGAAAUUUAAUGUAUAUUUAAAAGCAAUAAUAAAUCAUUGAUAACGAAUAAACGAUUCUGAGCGGAGUUUAGUUAGUGAUAGAUUGAUAUAUAGUUUAAGGAUUUUGUUAACAAUAUAAUAUUAUGGUAAAAUAAUUAUAUAGGCAUUAUGUAUUUUCUUAAUAAUAUUUGUUUAACAUUGUAUUUACUUUCCCGUUUUUCCUAGGGUUUUCCCAUGUUUUUCUCGAUUUUUUCCAUUUAUUGUGAAAACUAGUUAGAAAGUCAAAAAUUACCUCUUUAAAGUACCUUUCCAGUCAGAUUUCUCUUGAGAAAAAUUCCUAUUAUAAAUCGGAGCAAAAUUACUGGUAGAAAAAUCUUAUCAUAGAAAAAUCAUAAACAUUUUUAUAAAACCAUAAACUUCUUCGUUCCACUUGGAAUCUAAAAGAAAAAAAGACACACGAUAUUUUAGACCAGUGGUCUUCAACCUUUUUGGACUCGUGACCCCCUUUUUUUAGGUCUACAUAUUUUGUGACUCACGUAAGCUUUAUAGUAGUACUAUUAAAACUGAAUACAUAAAAAUUACAUUUUAGUAGGUAGAAUAUUUAAUUAUUAUUAAUUGAAAAUGUAUCAAAUUCAUACGAAAAUACAAAAUAAAAUAAAAAUAUGAUACAAAAAUUUAAUGUGAACUUUGUCCUUGAGUGUUUUCACAUAAUAAAUUCCACCUUGGCUAAAUUUGACUAAGCGCUAUCCGUAAAUGAUCUUCAGUUUCAAGUCUAUUUCUUUUAAACGUCUUCAAAUUUGCCAUAGUAGAAAACGCCUUCUCGCAUAAAUAAGUCGUUGGAAAUAUUAAUAAAAUUGAGAUGACUUUAGUUGCUAAUUUUGCGUAAUUUUCCGUGCGCCCAAAAUAUUUCUAAUGAAGUUACACAAAACAUUUGUUUCAAUUUGUUUUAUCACACGAUAACUCAAUUAAUUGAUUUUCAAUGUCAGUAGACAUAUUUACUGUCAUUACAUCUACUGCAAAUGGUUGUUCAAUCCACUCGUAAUUUACUUGAAUAUCAUCAGGAAAACAAUAGUUAGAUAAUUUUUCUAAGUUUGUCAAAUGUUUGUUUACUAAUUCAAAAAUUUCGUUGGUUAAGUUAUCAAUAUUUCGAGAAAAUACUCAAGCUAUUAUUAUACGAAGUUUUUUCUUAAAUGAUAUAUGGUUUUAAACAUCUUGAAAUUCUAUACGAGACUAAAAACGAUUUUAAAGCUGACUGUGAAACUGAUGAAUAUUUUUUUAUGAGUUUUUUGAUUUUUAUGAAAGUUAGGUUUUAAUGAUUUGAAAUACUCUAUCGGUGUUUCUUUUAAAUUUGGAUGUUUUGUAUCUAAAUGCCUUUUUAAUUUUGAUGAUUAUACAUUUUCAUUUGCGAAUAAUUUUCCACAGACUAUACAUUGUGGUUGAAUUAAAUUGUUAUGAUCUCCCAUAAUAAAAGCACAAAAUCCAAAUUUUAAAUAAUUUUCAUCAUAACUUCAACUAAUAAAUUCGGAUUUCUUUCUUUUGCGGGAGUUUUCCUCCGAGUUUGAAGUUGAAGGUACCUGUGAUAACGUUGUCAUGUCUUCAUGAGUAUUAAUUUCACCACUUUUCCGAAUAACUAAUUAAUCCAUUUUAUUAAAUAAUUUAAUUUAUUAAACAACAAAAAUAUAUCAACGCAAAGUUAACGAAAUAAACGAAAAAAACUUUUUAACAGAUACGUAAAUAUUGACUUGAAUAAUAACGCGACUAACAUUUAUCAUCUUUAAACACAGCAAAAACAUCGAUAAUAUUCAUAGAUUACUCUAACGAUAACAAUGUAUAUUAACUCUAUUAAUAGCACAGUUUAUUAGUAAAUUAUUAUAUUCAUUAAUAUUGAAUCAAUAUUUUACUACGUAGAAUCAUACCAGUGUAAUAUGAAACAUUAUACUGUGAUUUGAUAUCCAUUAUAAUAUAUUAUAAACUGAAUUAUAUAAUAUUGUUGAUACAUAAUAUACUACAAAAUUUUUUUAAACUGUAUUUUCAUUUAUUAAUUUUCGAAGUUUAAUAAUUAAAAAAUUAUUUUUUUACCUUAUAUAACUUUUAUUUUAAAAAGAAGACUUAUCGCGACCCAAUUUUAAAGCUUACGCGAACCAAAAAUGGGUCGCGACCCACCGGUUGAAGACCACUGCUUUAGACGAUGGUUGGGCCACUGUUGAAGAUGACAAUUGAGAAGGUAGGAUACAGAGGGAAUUUAAUGUACAUCUCUACGCAACGAUUAAUACAAAUAAUAACGAUUCUGAGCCGAGUUCAGCCAUACGUGUUUUGAAAGAUCGUAAUGUUCACAAUUUUCAUCAAAUUUGAUGAUAAAAUUCUUAUGAAAAAGAAACUAUAUUAAACUAAAAUUUUUAUUUUUUUUAACUACUAAUUACGACUUACAAUGAACCUAUCAAAUUUUCAAGCAUUUCUGUUAAGUCUAACAAUUUAUCUACAAAGUACAUACCAAAUAAUAAUUACGUAAAAAAAACUCGAAAAAUUUAAAAUUGCAUCGGGAAAAUUUUACUACGUCCAGAAAAAGUAAAUAAAAUUUUCUGUUAACAUUUCAAGUCUCUAUAAAUAUUUUACCUGAAUUACAUUUAAAAAAAAACAAAAUUUAAAAUAAUAAGAGAAUUAAUUUUGUAAAUUUCCCCGUAAUUUCUUCGUUUUUUUUGUUAUUUCUCAAUUAUUUAAAAAAACUACAAAGAAAUUCAAAAAACUACUUUUUCUUUCGCCAACUAGAUUAAAAAUUCAAUACAACAAUGAUCUGUUGUCGUUUUUUUAUCAGAGCACUAUUUCUAGUAUAAAAUUGAAUGCGUAUAAAUUUAAAAUAAAUAAAGGAAUCAUAACAUCGUGAAUUGGUCGGUUUUCCGGUUUCAUUUAAUUAUUCUGAAAACCUUUUUAAAAAUCGAAAAAAUGACCAAUACACCAACUAGAUAAAAUUUCCUUUCAGAAAAGCUGUUACACCUUGAUACAUGAAAGCAAAAUUUCUGGUAUAAUAGUUGCUCAUACACAAUAAAAAAAAAUAAGAAAGAAAAUCACACACACAUCAUAUGCACUAAAAAAUAAAAAUAAGCAGGUAAAAAUGCAUUAAAUUCCAUUUUUUAAUUGCCUAUGCUCUCGAAAAAAAUUAUCCAUUAUUAUACGUUUUUCUCUCCAAAAAAUAGCAUACAUUGUUAUUACGUCCCAAUCGGAAACUAUGAACUAAAACGUAUAAGAGAUCUGUUAUAACAUAUGAGGUUUAUCAAUUAUCAGUAGAAAAAUUUAACAAAAAUAGGAGCCUCUUUUUGUGCUAUGUUUAUCCUGGUUUGUGCCCCACUUUGGGAGUUUGUGUAUCAAACCCCGAUAAACUACAAUUUUUUUUUUAGUGGCGAGGGGAGGGGAGUGGUGGCAAGUAUAUGACAUUGAUUCAACCUACUGUAUUACUAUUUAUCAAUGAGUAAUAGUAAAAUAAAUUACUUUAAUAUCAACAAUAUCAUAAAAUAUACUGAGUAAUAUAGGCUAAUAGUCCAGGUUUCAAGCUUCUUUUUUCUUUUUUUUUAUUUCUAAUUAUUUAAUUUAAUAAAAUAUUGUACUUAUACCUAUUAUAAAAUGUAUAUUAUAAAAUUAUUACCAUAUUAUAAAAUGUAUUAGUAUAUUAUUUUAAUUGCGUUUUGUAUAGGAAGACUUGAGCAAACGAUUGGGAAAUUUGAAAAACGGCAUAGGUGAUAUUAAAAAUCACAUUUGGUUCAGAGCGAUAAAUUGGCUGCAUAUAAUUAAUCAACGGACGGACGUACCUUACAGACCGAAUAUAAGAUUUGUAUCACAUGCUAAAGAACCGUCGGAAUUAUGGGAAGACCAAAACGAAUUCACAGAUUUUUAA